GUGUCCUUCCGAAAAGUAAAAUUCUGAUAAUUAUUCGCAAUAACGUCAUUCGUAACUGUGCAGGAAUUUCAAGUAAUCAAUAUAAACCGUUGUUUUGAUGUUAUUUUUAUGAAACGAAGCUAACUUCACAAUUUAUCGUCGAAAACAAAUCCUUCUUGAGCCGCUGAUCACAACAGGUGAAGAAGAGGAAAUCAUGGUGCACCAGGAAAGAGUUCGCGUGCCUUAGGAGAAUGGAAUUAUUAUGAUAAGCGGUACCAAUAUUGUUGUUUCUUUUACAUAAUUCAAUAUCCAUUCUUAGAAUCUUUUCAGACCGGUCUCAAAUUAAUCAGCAUUGCGUGUGACAGAAGGGAAUCGGAGUUUGAAUUUCUGAUGUUUUAACUUUUCAAUCAUGCCUUUGAAUGCCGACAUAUCAACAGCGCUGCAGUUAUUGGAACAUAUACAACAUACAAUAGAUGCUAGUGAUGAUGCAAAACUUCAAGCACAAACAAAUGAUGAUUUGAAUUUGCUCAUUUCUGUUUUGGAAAAUCCUAUCUUUAGAAGUAUUGUUACAGUGCAGGAUUCUCUGUCAGAGUUAAAUCAGCAGCUACAACAACAUCCAUCUCUGUUGCCUGUGGACUUCGAUAUAACACCAUGUGGUGAUUUAGUGCUUAAUGUUCCUCCACCUGUGGAGCUGUAUGAUCCUGUUUAUGAUCCUGGCUACAAGAAUCCACAUGAGUAUGAUGAUCAGCGUGUGCCAGUUGCUAAGCUUUCCCAUAGUUCUUCAGGAGAUACUUCAUCACCACAGAUCACUAGCCCAACUUUGGCCCCUGAGGACGUGGCGCUUCCCCCCAUUACUACCCCAACGUAUGCAAGAGAGUUCCAGAAAGCUAUUGAGGAAUCCUCACAGGGUCGAGAGGUGCUCACAAUCCAGCUCUAUAAACCAGAAGGAAGUAGUCUUGGCUUCAGUGUGGUUGGCCUGCGUAGUGAAGAGAAAGGAGAACUUGGUAUCUUUGUUCAAGAAAUUCAGAGGGAUGGUAUUGCUGGAAGGGUUUUGAAUUUGAAUAAUCAAUUGAAGUACUAA
Messenger RNA from Gryllus bimaculatus (two-spotted cricket), 1060 nucleotides. The record is from the annotation of a GenBank genome assembly. Lineage: Eukaryota; Metazoa; Arthropoda; Insecta; Orthoptera; Gryllidae.